Zingiber officinale is the source of this 1645-nucleotide messenger RNA. RefSeq names its product protein PSK SIMULATOR 1-like. The transcript has a single exon. Lineage: Eukaryota; Viridiplantae; Streptophyta; Magnoliopsida; Zingiberales; Zingiberaceae. The record is from RefSeq and is a predicted model, not a curated record. Gene Ontology annotation, biological process: positive regulation of growth. The coding region runs from base 102 to 1442 and encodes 446 amino acids.
UCAGUCAGCUCCUCAUCUUCCUUAAUUCCUUCUGUGUGUGAUAUAUCAAAUUGAGGAGGAGGAGGAGGAGACGGCGGCGGGAAUAAAUACAGUAGACCACCAUGGCCCUCGAGUCAUUGAUUACCAAGGUCAAAUCGGCAAUAUUCUCCACCGGCUUCGAUUCCACAGCUAUCGUCUCUCGCAGGAAGCAGGCACACCUCGUCGGAAUCCUCGCCUUCGAGGUUGCCUCCCUCAUGACCAAACUUCUCCACCUCUGGCGCUGCCUCUCCGACGCCCACCUCUCCCACCUUCGAAAUCACACCAUCGCCCUGCCUAGCGUCCGCAAGCUCAUCUCCGAUGACGACUCUUUCCUCCUCCUCCUCGCCCGCUCCGAGCUCGCCGACUCUCUCCGCCUCGUCGCCGACUCCGUCGCGACCCUCGCCCACCGCUGCGCCGAUCCUGCCCUCCGCCACUUCCAUCUCAGUUUCCACGCGUUCGCGGAUUCCGGCCAAGACCCUAACCGCUGGGUGAUGGGGUGGAAGGACAUGGAGACCAAGCUGGCAAAGAGGAUGGAUCGACAAGUGUCGACGACUGCCGCACUCGUUCGGGAAAUGGAUGAGCUGUCGGAGGCGGAACAGACGCUGAAAAAGUUAGUGCAUGGCGGCGGCGGAUCGCACCUGGCCAUGGUGACAGAGCUGCAGCAGAGGAUCUUCUGGAAGAAGCAGCAGGUGAAGUACUUGAGGCAAACCUCGCUUUGGAGCUCCACCUUCGACGCUGCCGUCGCGCCCCUGGCUCGAGCCGCGUUCACGGUUCUCGCCCGGAUCAAGUACGCCUUUUGCGGCGGGGAACCGUGUCCCCUGCCUCGAGCUCUUUCUAAUUCCGGCUUCGCCGCCGUCUUCCCCUCCGACGACACGGCCUCGACGCUAAAGCCGAACUGCGGGUUCCUGGCGCUUUGCUCAGAGACCCUGAAUCCGACGCCGUCGACGCUGGGCGCGGCGGCUCUGUCGCUUCACUACGCGAACCUGAUCGCGGUGCUGGAAAAGAUGGCGCGGGCGCCGCGGGCGGUGGGGGCGGAGGCGAGGGAGGAGGUGUACGCGAUGCUGCCGGCGAGCGUGCGGGCGCAGCUGCGGGCGCGGCUUAGGGGCGUGGGGUGGGAAGCGUGCCGGGACGUACGAUUGGCUGCGGAGUGGCGCGCGGCGUUGGCACGGAUCGCGGAGUGGCUGGGGCCGGUGGCUCAGGAUACGAUCCGAUGGCAGGGGGAACGAAGCUUUGAGGGGCGGCGGAGGACCGCAUCGGCCCCGAGGGCGAACGUGCUUCUGCUGCAGACGCUUCACUUCGCAGACCGGGAGAAGGUGGAGGCGGCCGUGACGGAGAUCCUCGUCGGGCUCAACUUCCUUUGGCGGUUCCAGAGGGAGAUGGCAACGGCGCUUGGCGGUACCGCUGGCGCUGCCCUCCAACAAUAACCCAAUCCGGUUUGGUUCGGCUUGGUUUAUUUUGAUUUGGUUUGAACUCAUCAUCUCUUAUGAUCGUAACCUUGUGUAAAAAAAACAUAUAAAAUAUAAAUAUUCGACUUUUGUUUCUGACUUAGAUUUAAAAAGAUGUACUAAAUUUGAGUAAAUUCUCCAAACGCCAACGAUAUGAAUGGUGGUCGCAUUUAUUUGAUCAA